Pangasianodon hypophthalmus (striped catfish) is the source of this 4887-nucleotide messenger RNA. It is a transcript of the gene tlr9, whose product is annotated as toll-like receptor 9. NCBI's taxonomy places the organism in Eukaryota, Metazoa, Chordata, Actinopteri, Siluriformes, Pangasiidae. The record is from RefSeq and is a predicted model, not a curated record. Gene Ontology annotation, cellular component: plasma membrane. Bases 358 to 3561 code for a protein of 1067 amino acids. The transcript is spliced from 2 exons. Gene Ontology annotation, biological process: defense response to virus; canonical NF-kappaB signal transduction; toll-like receptor signaling pathway. Gene Ontology annotation, molecular function: protein binding; pattern recognition receptor activity.
CAUUCUUUCUUUUCUUCUUAGACGUUUUUACAAGUAGAACAAUUUUUUUAAUCCAGUGUAGUAAAACAUCCUGCUCUUUUCCUGCCACCAUAUGAACUGCACAACUUUCACAAAGCAAUGUGAUUGAGGGAAUCUUUAAUAUUCAAAGAGAAAAAAGAUCAAGAUAACGUGACUUUUUGGUGAAGUCUUCCAUCACAUGGCCUGACCACCUGUGCUUAGAAGUAGGGUGAUUUGCAUGCAUUUAGUAGUGUUAUUCUGGGUGGAAUAUUUUCACUUCUGUAAAUGCCUGAAUUCUAGAUGAAGCUGUCUUUUAUUAGAUUACUUCCUCAUCUGUAAACUUCACAGCUACACGUAAAGAUGCAGAUGCUCUUGGUCAUGUUUGGACCUGGAUUAUACCUGUUUUUGGCACUGGAUCAACUCAGUUUGGUCAAAACAAUGAACCCUAAAUUCUACCCUUGUGACAAUAGAACCAGCAGCGAUGGAAACAUACAUUUAAACUGCAAGCACAGAGACCUCACGAGCAUCCCUAAAUUUAUGUCCCUCUUUAUCAUCUCAUUAAACCUGGAUGAAAAUCGUAUACAUCACAUAAAAAGUGAUGAUUUCUCAGAUAUUCCCAAUCUUCAAGUUAUAAGUUUAAUGUGGAAUUGUUUGCCUGGUCGCCUCAAGGCGUUGAAAUUGCCUUCAUGCCAAGUGAUUAUUGAACGUGAUGCUUUUGUUAAUCUCAAGAACUUGACCUUCCUUCAGUUGGCAGGAAAUAGUCUCAAGACUAUUCCUCCUCUACCCCAGCACCUUGAGGUCUUAGGAUUAGAAUUUAAUAAUAUUUUCCGCAUUGAACGACCCCUUGGAACACCUUUUCUCAAGCAGCUGCUUCUUGCCAAAAAUUGCUACUAUGCCAACCCCUGUAAUGAAUCAUUUUUCAUUGAUCAAAGAGUGUUUCAGGAUUUACCUAUGCUACAGAACCUCACCCUUGGCUGUAAUAAUAUUACCUCCAUUCCCACGCAACUGCCACCCUCACUGGAAAGUCUAGACCUGAGAGAAAACAGCAUCACAGAGAUCCGGGAAGGCUCUUUUACAAACCUCACUAAACUCAGUUUCCUUAACCUGGAGUGGAACUGCCAAAGGUGUGAUCAUGCAGCGCAGCCUUGUUUUCCUUGCCCAAACAAUUCAUCCUUAGGCCUGCAUGACAAAGCUUUUUUUGAGCAGAGAGACUCACUUGUUAACCUUAGUCUACGGGGAAACUCAAUCCAUUCCAUUCCUAAAAAUCUUUUUGCACAACUAAAGAAACUAAAGAAACUUGACCUCUCAGACAAUUUCCUCGCCUACAGCAUCCAGAAUGGCACAUUUUAUGAGGAACUGCAGGGUGUUGUGUCCCUGAACCUUCUCUAUAACUACCAACCUCUGAAAACAUUUUCAGAGCUGAUAUUGUCACCCUCUAUUAGCAGAAUGAAGUCCUUGAGGAAGCUUCAAUUAAGUGGGCUUUUCUUUCAUCAGUUGUCAAACAAUAGCCUUAGGCCUCUGUUCAACCUACCACAGCUUGAGUAUCUUGACCUACGCAUGAACUUCAUUAAUUCUUGUAAUGUAACUGUGUUUAACCAGCUGAGAUCCUUGAGAAUGGUUGUGCUUUCACAGAACAUGCUAACCCUCAACCCAUACAACACAGCAAGCUCUAGUAAGGCCUUGACCCUGGAUAGAUAUCAGAGAGAUGACCACCUACAGCUUCAAGACAUGUCUGCAUUUGAGUCAAAGCUCCAGAGGAACUAUUUCCACUGCACUGACAAAGAAUGUCCAAAAGGUUAUUCAAUGUGGAAUCUCCGAAGGUGUUUCUGUUAUGGAAAACUCCUUUUUGACCUAUCACAAAACAAUAUCCCAUGGCUGAAUGCAAAUACUUUCAAAGGAAUGGAGCAAACCGUGUGCUUGGACCUGUCCUAUAACUAUAUGAGUCAAGCUUUAAAUGGUCAGCAAUUCUAUCCUCUCACCAAACUGGUAUACCUCAACAUGGCACACAACCGUAUUGACCUUUACUUUAACGAAGCAUUUCAGGAGAUACGCAGAACACUUAAGAUUCUUGAUCUCAGCAACAAUGAAUUCCAUUUUCACAUGAGGGGAAUAGGGCACCGCUUCACUUUCAUAAAGAACCUGACUUCACUUGAAGUUCUUAGUUUAGCAAACAAUAACAUUGGCAUGCGAAUCACCAACAUUCUUUAUAGUACAUCUCUAAAGUGUCUGUUAUUCUCUGGAAAUCGUUUGGACAUCAUGUGGGACAGCAGUGGAGAUCAGUACAUAAGAUUCUUUCAGGGGUUGACAAACCUUACAUACCUGGACAUUUCUGACAAUCAGCUUAGAUCAUGCUCCCCAGAAGCAAUAGCUAACCUUCCUCCAAGUAUUCGUGUGCUCAGGAUGGACUCGAACCUACUGAAUUACUUUCCCUGGCAAAAUAUCUCAGUUCUCAGUCUACUGUGCUAUCUGAACCUCAGUGGAAACUAUCUUUCUAACUUACCAGACAGCGUUAUCUACUUUGGCAUUAAACUUAGAAGCCUGGACCUUAGUCAUAACCGACUAAGUGCAAUUCCGGAGUCUUUCUUUAGUCAGGCAACAGGUCUUAAAGAACUGAUGCUCAAUCACAACCAGUUGAAGAUCUUAGAGAUGCACGCUCUCCCCCCAGCAUUACAGAAAGGCAGUACUAUUUGUACCACUUCAGAGACCUCCUGCAAGUUAACAUUGCAUGCUAACCCCUUUACAUGCAGCUGUGCCACUUCCUGGUUUACUGAUUUUCUGCGAAAAAGUCCUGUGGAUAUCCCACACCUCACUACAGAUGUUCGCUGUGGUUUUCCUGAAUCACAGAUGGGAGUAAAUGUCCUUUCUAUUGAUCCUCGCUCCUGCCAGGAGAUAUUUGGCAGUGUGUCCUUCCUCUUUACGUUAUUUCUUACUAUUGCAGCAACUGCAAUCCCCCUUUUGAGGCAUCUAUAUGGCUGGGACCUGUGGUACUGUUUCCAGAUAUUGUGGGCAGGACACAAGGGUUACACUCCAAUUCAAGGAAACAACAUGAACAACCAGCAUGAUGCAUUUGUGGUGUUUGAUACAAAGAACAAGGCAGUGAGCGAUUGGAUCUACAAUGAGAUGUUGAUUAACCUGGAAAGAACGGGAAGAUGGAAAUUUCGGCUCUGUCUGGAGGAAAGGGACUGGGUACCAGGAGUAUCAUGCAUUGAGAAUCUACACAACGCAGUGUACAACAGCAGGAAAACAGUGUUCGUUCUGACUAACCAGGGUGGCUGUGCUUCUGUGAAUGGGGUAAUAAAGCAAGCUUUUCUUCUGGUCCAGCAGAGACUACUGGAUGAGAAAGUGGAUGUUGCAAUUGUGGUCCUCCUGGAUCCUCUUUUCCCCAAGCUCAAGUACCUGCAAAUGAGAAAGAGGCUCUGCAGAAAGUCCGUUCUCUCCUGGCCUAAGAACCCUCGAGCUCAGCCUCUCUUCUGGAAUGACUUGAAUAUUGCUCUAGCAUCCGACAACGUGAAAUCCUAUGAUAAAAAAGUCACAGAGAGCUUCCUAUCUAAUGAGAUUCUAUAGAUCAUAUGAUGUUUGCCUUAAACAUGCUCAGCAAUUCAGACGGCCUAUUUAUUUAUAAAAGCGAUUUUGUUCAUUUACAUACACUGAAAAGUAUGAAAGCAACACCAUCUGCAAAAAUUAAUGCUUUCUUCAAGACAUUACAGACAGUUUAUUAACAUAAAACAGAAGGACAUGACUAAAUGUUUGUACCAAUGUCCGAGCUCAUCUCGGAGGCGGGAAUCCUCCCUGGACCAGAUGCCGGUUCAUUGCAGUUCACCUAAAACACACAUUCAUUUAAACCUAGGGGCAAUUUAUUACAGCCAAUCCACCUACUGGCUUGUUUUGAUAGUUGGAAAGAAAAGGCAGUCCCUGGAGGAAUCCUACAUGGAGAGCUUUCAAAACCCCUCACAAGACAAUAACCGGAACCCAGGAAUCCUAAAGCCAGGAAUUGUGAAGCUCCAUAACUACCUGCUGCGCCACUGAGCUGCCCACAUAUUUUGUGUUUUACAUAUUCUGUAAAAUAUUCUUGAACAUUUGUUGCUUUCUGCCAUACUUUUGACCUAUAAUUAAUAGUGUCUCACUGAUACCACAAUAAUUUUUGCAUAUGCCUGAAAAUGAUUUGCCAGCUUCAUAGCAGCAUCAUAUACUCUAAACAUUUUGGAUGUACAAUAAGACUGUGUAAGAAGACCUGAUGUAUGAAGUUAGGUACAGCAUAAUAUAUGUAUAGUUAAAAUUUAAAUAUGAAGAUAAAUCUGUCAUUUACAAGUCUCUGCACAUUCUAAUACAUUUUUAAGAUCAAUUAAAAUGCAUUUUGCCAUUUGUGUAUUUAAUCCUUUUUUGUAAAUAGGAUGAUCCUCCCAUGUUUCUUUCAUUGUAAACUUUUUUCCAAAAAAAAUGAAUCCACCUCUUGGACCAUGCUUUAUAAUAUGCACUAUUGUCAAGCUGAAGAUUCUCCACAAGGGGGAGGUAACUCUCACGUAGCCUUUAUUUGCGCGCUUCAUCAUAAAGGCAAUAUACUGUCUCACAAAUCAUGACCUACAGUAUUGGUUAACUAUCUAACUUAAAGUUCAGCUUAAUCUAACUCUCAGGUUUCUGAAUUUGAACUGUGGACCACAUUUUACUGGGGGGUAUCAUGGUAUGGUAUGGUAUGGUAACUGGUAACCAUGGUAACUGCAUGCCUAAUCUAAUCUGACAUGUAUGAAGUUCGUUGUCACAGAUCAAUCAACUCUGAAAAAGUGUAAUUUAUUACCUAAAGUACACCCAGUACACUCUGCAAAUGGCCUCAUCACUAAAAAAAACCAAGCUUACGCAUAUAAUAUAAUAUUUUCGUUAAUCACAGGUGAUGUA